ACAUCACCGUGUGUUUUGUCUUUAAAACAUUUUUAGGCUCUGGGAGACUCUUUUUCUUUUUUGAACUCCACCUCCAUGAGCUUUUUUUACUUUCACUUUCAGCGCUGAUGUGUCGCAGCAAGAAUUUCAGACGGUCGUCAAACUCAGCAGUUGAAUGAUUGUGUGAUGUUUCCAGCAGAGUGACAUCAUGGCGUCUGCAUCAACAGAUGAUCCACAUCCUCUGAGGCGCAGUAGCAGCUAUGAAUAUCUACCACCUUACAUGUCUGAGCUGAGAGUUGUUCUGCUGGGGAACAGCUGGUCUGAGAGGAGUUCAGUGGGGAACUUGAUACUGGCAAAGGCUGUGUUCAGCACUGAGAAAGAACCAAACCGCUGUCUGACAGUCAGAGGACCGUUGAAAGAGAAAGAAAUAGUUCUCAUCAACACUCCAGAUCUGCUGCAUCCCAACAUCUCUGAACACAAACUGACAGAACAUGUAGAAAACUGUGUGAGACUCUGUGAUCCUGGACCUCAUGUGUUCCUGCUGGUCCUCCAGCCUGAAGACUUCACUGAGGAACACAAACUGAGACUCUGCCGAGUUCUUGAAAAGUUCAGUGAGCGAUCAUAUGAUCAUUCACUGGUUCUGAUAUCAACACCCAGAAAGAAGAGUCCAGCUUUGAUGGAAAAAUACAUUGGACAGCCUGUGUUAAAAGACAUGAUCAUGAAAUGUAGAUACAGAUACUUGAGGCAGAAGAACCUUGAACGUCCAGAGCUGUUAACUGGUUUGGGUCGAACUGCAAAGGAGAACAGUGGAGAACAUGUGAGCUGUGAAAUAUUUCAGGACCCAACAUCUACUUCGGCAGGUGAUAAUCAAAGAACAAAACACAAAGAAGCAAAGACCACAACCCUAACAGAUGCUGUUAAAGCUGCUGGGCUGCAAGCGUAUACUAAAUUCAGUGAACAACUCUCACAACUCUCACUCUCAGAGAAAACCCCUGUGCCUCACAGUGAGUAA
Molecule: messenger RNA, 991 nt
Organism: Centropristis striata (black sea bass)
Lineage: Eukaryota; Metazoa; Chordata; Actinopteri; Perciformes; Serranidae
Product: GTPase IMAP family member 5-like
Exons: 5
Coding region: 188-991 (267 amino acids)
Molecular function (GO): GTP binding
Source: RefSeq, a predicted model, not a curated record